AUGGAUCCGGCUUUAUUGCAACCGUCACUCCACCAGGCAAAGGCCGAGGACGUAAAGCCGGCUGCUACCACCGCCGGCACGACCCCUCAGACGACCAAACCGCCCGUCACGAAUGGUUCGUCGGCCACCGAAGGUCGUACCGCCGCUGACUCGUCUGCUCCCACAGCGCAGGAAGACGACGCCGAUGCUUCUGAUACUGGUGGGGACGGAGUGAAGAGGCCGCGCCUUCGGUUGGCCCACGCCUGCGACCGGUGUAGGAAACGCAAGAUUCGUUGCGACACUCAGCAGCCCUGCGGCCCCUGUUCAGCUACGAAGAACGAAUGCACCUUCAACACCCCGAGCCGACGAGUCGCGAAGCCCAAGGGCGAGGCGCGGUCAUCGUCGACAUCUGGUGUCAAGCGCCCUCACUCGCCCACCCGAUCUGGCGGCAACUCACAGUACCAGGCGUCGCUCGAAGCACGAUUGGCCACGCUAGAGGCACUGCUUCGAGACGUUCCCCCUAACGUUCAUAACGCAUACCUCUCUACCCUUGACGCACGACUUGGUGCUGGACAGGGGGUCGGCAUGGCUCAAGGCAAGGGCGACGGGGUUGGCCUUUCGGCAGAAGCUCUGGCCGCAAGUGGGCCUAUGCUCGGGGGAUCUGCCUUCUCAUCGGCAUUUGCCGGUCUCAAGGGUGAUACAACACUGGCACCCGCCUGGACUGCCCCGACGAGUUUGACUGGCGCAUGGGCCGGUGGCCGCAGCCUGCGUCGACGAGAAGGCAACAUCGAAGACGUCACUCGCCGCAUGGAGACCUUAUCUUUCUUCUACGAGGACGAAAUCGGUCAAGCGAAAUGGCAGGGCGCCACCUCUGGCUUCCCUCUGCUCGAAAUCCUCACUGCGGCUAAGACUCAGAGCGAGGAGGAGAUGUCGCCGGAUACCUCGUCGCCUUCGUCCACCGAAGCCGCUGGCAACCAGCCGGCCGCCGCGCCGUCGCCGCAGGACCGCGUUGGGCGCCGCGGGACUCCCCACUCGGUCGCUGGCGGCGGGGGCCGCAGUGCUUCCGUUGGUGCAAGCAAGCGGUCUUCCAGCACUCCGCCUAUGAAGGACCGCUUCUUCCCCGACCGAACCCCUCGCCCUCACCAGACGUUGAACCCGGAGGCCAGCUGGAAGGUGAUCACCGGAGUUAUUCCGCCUGAUCUUAUGGACACGCUCGUGCGCUGCUAUCUCAGCACGAGUCACCUCCUGUGGCCCUUCCUCCACGUUCCCUCUUUCCUGGCUGAUUACGCCAACCCGCAGCAGUGGGGCGAGCCCGGUUUCGCGUGCUUCAUUGUUGCCGUGUGCACGCUUUCGUCUCGUCAUGUCGACGACCCUCGCGUCCGAGCGAACCCCUCAGACCCCUCCACCGCCGGAAAACAGUACUUUGAGCUGUUCAAGCGGCUACGUGACCUUCCUUCUGCCGACCGCCCCACGCUCUACUCCAUCCAGGCAGCGUUCUUGGCAGCUAUCUACGCCUUCGGUCUUGGUAACCUGAGCAAGGCGUUUGCGCUUCAGGCUGAGAGUGUCACGCUGUGUCUCGAUGGAGGCCUUCACCGCAGCGUCGACAGCUACGACCACUUCAACCCUAUCGAGUGCGAAACGCGAAAACGAACUUUCUGGUCGAUUUAUUCGUGGGACAAGCAGUCAGCCGCCCUCUUCGGUCGACCGCCCAUCAUCCACCUGCGCGACUGCGAUGUGACUGAGCCGAUGAUUAUCGACGACGAGAACCUGUCGGCCGACGGCGCCAAGGAGCAGAAGAACCCGGAGCAGAGCCGUAUGUGCGCUUUCGUCGCUGCCAUCCGAUUGCACGUUGUGCUGGAGGGUGUCAUCGACUCGUGUGUUCACCCAUCUUCAUUCCCAUCGUCGCCGUUCCUGGCUCAAGCGAGCGCCACUAUCUGUCGCCGAACGCCCCAGAACGAGUCACUCGGUGACGAGGAGAAGCUGCUGGAGGAGUGGUCUCGCAUUCUCCCGAAAUACUGGGCGUACGACGCGGAGACUGCGGCGUCUCGCGACCCCAUCCGUAUCACGCAGGCUGAGCGCCUGCACUGUCUCGAGCAUCUCGUCAAGAUGAUCAUUUACCGCCAUCGCUUCUCCGGCUUCGUGACUCAACCCGCCUCGACCGUGGAGGAGAUCGCCCGCCAUGUCGAAUGCUGCCGCCGCGCUAUGCAGUGCGCCCUGACUAUCAUCGCUGAUCACGUUCACAUCAGUCAGCGCGGCAUGAUGACCUACUAUGGUGUGCACGUCAUUCACCAGCUGGCUCAGGCUGGCCGUACGCUUGUGGCUGUCAUUCUGAACUGCAAGAACCCCGAGUUCAAGGCGCUCAUCGCCCCUUCGGUUGAGGGUCUGCGCUCGUGUGUUGGUCUACUCCGACGCUUCAGUGGUCGCUACCUGUGUGGUCUGCGCAGCGCGGAUAUCAUCGACGAGUUCUGCCGAGUGUGCAACAUUCCUGUCGACUCCCCUCGUGUUCCAGACUCGGCCGGUCGACCUUCGCCUGCUUGGCUCCGACCCGUCCGCAGGCGCGCUUCUGUCUCGCCCGCACCGUCUGGCUUGCGCAACAGACUGCCCAGCGACUUCGGCCAGGACAUUAUGUCCGCCCAGCCGGAUCUCACGGCGGCGCAGAUGCCAGGAGAUCUCGAAUCGGUGUUCAACACGUCUGAGUACUUCGACUCUGGUCCGAUGGAUAUCUCCACGUCGCCGGUCAAGAAUGGCACCGCGCUUCCGUCCACCAAUGGCAACAACAACGCUUCCACGACUACGGCUAAUGCCACUUCCAACCUUAACGGCAUCAAUGGGUCCAAUGGCGUCAAUGGUGUCAAUGGCUCAACUGGAAACACCAGCGGUUUCGGUGCCGGGCCUACACUGGGUGAACCGACCGCUGCAUUCGAUCGACUGGAAACCCUCUCUCCCAACGAGAACCUUGGAUCACUUGGCAACGCCACGUUGCAGCAGUACAUCAACUCUCACGCGAACUCUAACGGUUCGACGGCCAUGGAGGGUGUACAGUUCACGAAUGGCGACGGUACCGACGGAGCGCCCUCGACCGCUAUGGACAGUGUAGGCGACGGGCUGCAGGGUGCUGCCAGCGGAGGACUGUCGGCCGCGACGAUUUUGAGUCUUCUUGAAGAGGGCACCUUCGAUUACGGGUCAAUCUUUACCGACCAAGCGCCGCUUCCCGACUUCGACUUCACCACCGGAAUGAUCUCCGAGAAUGGCACCUCGACUUGA
Molecule: messenger RNA, 3243 nt
Organism: Trichosporon asahii var. asahii CBS 2479
Lineage: Eukaryota; Fungi; Basidiomycota; Tremellomycetes; Trichosporonales; Trichosporonaceae
Product: nucleus protein
Exons: 5
Coding region: 1-3243 (1080 amino acids)
Biological process (GO): regulation of DNA-templated transcription; DNA-templated transcription
Molecular function (GO): zinc ion binding; DNA-binding transcription factor activity, RNA polymerase II-specific; DNA binding
Source: RefSeq, a predicted model, not a curated record